Molecule: messenger RNA, 1776 nt
Organism: Lathyrus oleraceus (garden pea)
Lineage: Eukaryota; Viridiplantae; Streptophyta; Magnoliopsida; Fabales; Fabaceae
Exons: 7
Coding region: 1-1776 (591 amino acids)
Source: RefSeq, a predicted model, not a curated record
AUGGCUGAUAAUAGAACCUUAAGGCAGUUAGCUGCUCCUGAUGUGAAUUACAAUGGUGAAGAUCCACAUAGACAUCUCAAAGAAUUCCAGGUUGUAUGCUCUACACCGUUGAGGCCUGAAGGAAUAACUGAAGACCAUAUCAAACUUCGGGCUUUUCCUUUUUCAUUGCAGGGUGCAGCAAAGGAUUGGAUUUAUUAUCUCGAGCCAAACUCAAUUGCAAGUUGGACUGCCCUGAAAAAAGUGUUCUUAGAGAGAUACUUUCCUGCCUCCAGAGCUGCCUCAAUAAGAAAGGAGAUUUGUGGUAUUAGACAAGGUAAUGAGUCGUUGACCGAGUAUUGGGAGAGAUUCAAGCACUUGGUAUCUAGCUGCCCUCAACACCAGAUCACAGAGCAACUACUCAUCCAGUACUUUUAUGAGGGGUUGUUACCGAUGGACAGGAAUAUUCUUGAUGCUGCUAGUGGUGGAGCACUAGUCGAUAAAACUCCAGCUGCUGCCAAAACACUUAUUGAAAAUAUGUCUCUUAAUUCUCAACAGUUCACUACUAGAGACAAUUCUGUUCACAGCAAAGGCGUGAGUCAAAUUCAAGUUUCUUCCAAUAAGGCUUUAGAGACCAGAAUUGACGAACUCACCACCUUAGUCAAACAGCUGGCAGUAGCAAAACCUCAAACAACAACUUUGUGUGGCAUUUGUACUUCUCCUGAGCACCCGACCGAUACUUGUCCUAUUCUAAGAGACGAGUCCAUUACUGAGCUGCCACAAGCUUAUGCAGCCAACCUUUACAAUCAAAACAGCCAACAACAGAACUCACCUCAAGUGGCUGCCCCUGCACCUUCCGGACCAUCCUUAGAGGAUCUUGUUAAGCAAAUGGCCGUGAACAACCUCCAGUUCCAACAAAGGACCGAUGCCAGCAUUCAGACCUUGAACACACAAAUGGGACAGUUUGCUACUCAAAUAAAUAACAUGCAAGCUCAAGGUUCGAACCAACUUCCAGCCCAGACAGUUGUCAAUCCGAAUGGUCCUAAUGCUAAUGUGAGCGCAAUUUCUUUGAGAUCCGGAAAAGUUACAGAACCAGCCCCUGAAAAAAAUAAAAAAAUCAUUGAGAUUCCUAAGUAUGCAAAGUUUCUGAAAGAUUUGUGUACCAACAAGAGGAGGAUUAAGGGAAGUGAAAGAGUAAACUUAGGACGAAAUAUUUCUGCCUUUAUUCAGCCCAAACAAUCAUCCAAACAGAUUGUAGGCGAGCAAAAUGUUUCAGCCCUCACUACUCAGCAUACAAGUUUAAUCAUUCAAUUGGCAAACAGGAGCAACGCUCGACCCGCCGGGGUAGUCGAAGAUGUUCUUGUUCAAGUUAACGAUUUGAUUUUUCCUGCAAAUUUCUAUAUUCUAGACAUGGAAGGAGAAACCAAGGAGCAUUCCGUUUUUCAUAUUGAGCUGAUUUCUGAAUUAGUUGAUGACUCUAGUUCUGAACUAUUUGCGCUUGAUUUUCCAUCUCUCUCUGGUUUUGAUGAUAUUUAUUCAUGUUCUGAUUGUACUGACACUAACGUUUGUGUUGUCUAUGCUGAGAUUGAUGCUGCCUUACAGGCUGAUACAUUUCCUACAGGUGAAGUUGUUACCAAUAAACCUGUUUUUGCAGUUGAUGCUCUUGCAUUCUCGGCUGCCCCAAGCACUCCAUCCACCGAGCAGCCCCCGUCCUUAGAGCUAAAAGAGCUCCAUGAGAACCUGAAAUAUGCUUACUUGGAGAGUAAUGAGAAACUCCCUGCUAUAGAUUACUUUGAGUAG